Messenger RNA from Salvia miltiorrhiza (redroot sage), 1650 nucleotides. RefSeq lists its product as uncharacterized. The record is from RefSeq and is a predicted model, not a curated record. Bases 404 to 1381 code for a protein of 325 amino acids. The transcript is spliced from 2 exons. Lineage: Eukaryota; Viridiplantae; Streptophyta; Magnoliopsida; Lamiales; Lamiaceae.
UUUUCUUUUUCUAUCAAAGUUGAAGCUACCGACGCACUAAGAAAGUAUGAAUGGGCCAUCACUUUAAUUUGAUCUGUGGGACUAUACGAACCAUCUGAGGAGAGACCAAUUGAUUCGUUGUUGAGGUGGGGUUGAUGAAAACCAAAGGAAAAUGGUAGCUCCAGUAGAAGUUAGUUGUGCACAUGACCCCAAAAAAACCUUAACGUGACCUUGAAAUCGAAGGUGGCCUCUUUGCUUGCCUUUGUCAAAAAGAAGUAGUUAAUCACUCCAUUAAUUAUUAAGAUCCCAUCAAUCAUAGCCUAAUUAUCAGCCUUGUUCCAAUCCCUUCACUAAGGAAACCACUCUUCCAUCUAUAUUUAUUUACACACGUCCCCAUCGAGAGAGAGAGAAGAAGAAUUUGAGAAUGGAAUUAAAAAGUAGAGAUGAAAAUGAAGAGCCAAAAAAGGCAGUUUCUGUGCUGCAAGGCGAUGGGAUUUGCAUGAGCAGAAUUCUUGCUAGGGAAUCCUCAGCGGGCCAAUCUUCACGUGUGUUUUAUCGAUCCAACGAAGGCGUUCCAUUUGGAUGGGAAAUGCAGCCAGGAACAGCCAAGAACCCACAGCAAGAUGAAGACGUGAUCCCCCCAAUUUGCCCCUCCCCACUGAUGCAGAGCUUGCAUCUGGAUCUCCCCCCGCCGCCCCUCAAAACCUCCAAGAUUUGGAGGUUGAGAGAGAUGAUUAUGAUGAAGAAGGCGGGGGGGAGAAACAAAGAGCAAGAGAGCUCUAGGUUUCCUUCGACUUCGACUUCAACCUUCUCAUCCGCCACCAGCCGCGUCGUGGAUGUUUCCAUGGUCGAUGGCCCCUUCAUUCCCGCCAUACUGGAGCAAGGGAAGACGAGAAUAUACUACUGCAGCCUACACAAUAAUGCAUUCGCUGUGGAACAAGGCAAUUUAUAUGUGACUAGAUUUCUCUCCGAACCGGAGCAGUUUUCCGGCCCUCUUCACGGCGGGGAUUCGGCGGUGGGGGUACCGUUCGGGUGGGAGAUGCAUCCGGGGACGCCCAAGGCGGCUGGGGAUGAAGAGAUCAUCCCGCCGCCCAGUCCUCCACCGGCGGCGCAAAGCCUGUCGCUGCCGCGGCCAGAUAUGAAGGCGAAGAGGUCGACGUGGAGGAAGGCUUGGUUCUGGAUAAGGCGCCGCAAGACGAAGGAGAUCAUGAAAAUGCAUGAGAUCAGCUUUAGGUAUGAUGAGAAGUGGGGUGUCGAUGGUGACGCUUCUUCUCUUCGGUCGUCGUCGUCGUCGGCUGCGCCGCUGUCGAGAGGCGGCGGUUGGAGGAUUGGGAGGAAUUUGGAGAGCACAAGAGACUUGCUUGUUUUUGCCAGGAGAAAGUGGAAGUCGUUGGUGUCUUAGAAAUGUUUUUGGGACUCAUGUCAAAUUUAUUUCAAUAAUUUGAGGAAAUGUGAUACUAUUGUUAAUAUAUAAGUAAUAAUGUGUUGUGUGGAUAUAAACGGAAUGAGAUAGGGCAAAGUAAUAAGGUUGUUAUUUACUUAAUUUUGCAAAUUCGGAUGGGAUCAAUAUCUUAAUAUAUUGCAUUUGUAGAAAAGUAUUCGUAAUACUUGUAUGUAACAGUAAUAAUAAUUAAUGAUGUCUAUUUAUUGUUAACUUGUAGUGUAUUAUAA